Messenger RNA from Cynoglossus semilaevis (tongue sole), 5211 nucleotides. RefSeq names its product DEAH (Asp-Glu-Ala-His) box polypeptide 38 (gene dhx38). The record is from RefSeq and is a predicted model, not a curated record. NCBI's taxonomy places the organism in Eukaryota, Metazoa, Chordata, Actinopteri, Pleuronectiformes, Cynoglossidae. Gene Ontology annotation, molecular function: RNA binding; 3'-5' RNA helicase activity; ATP binding. Gene Ontology annotation, cellular component: intracellular anatomical structure. The transcript is spliced from 27 exons. Bases 254 to 4012 code for a protein of 1252 amino acids.
UUGUGGGAUUGCAAUGGCUGCCAUCUUGCCUCCUGUAAACACAACGGAAGCACGUCUAGUAUACGAAAGCAGCAUUGUAAAUGUUUCGUAAGCUCGGUCAUUGUUGCAGUAUUUUCCGAACGCACACUACAUAAAACGACAUCAGAUGUUUAGCCUAUUUAAAGUUUUUAUCAAAAUAUUAGGUCCAAAUUCAGCAGACUUUGAUUUUCCGCUAACGGAAACUUGGUCAGCGCUAGGAGCUAGGUCUUAGAUAAUGGACGAUGAUUUCUCAAUGCACAGGCUGGAAGGGAAUGAUCCUUCAGCUCAGGUUGGUGGACUUAUUGUUAAAAAGAAGAGUGCUGCAGGAGAGGCCCAUGUGUUCCGGGCUCCUACCCCCAGAACAUCUCUGCUUGGACUGGAUUUGCUAGCAGCUCAGAAGAGAAAGGAACGUGAGAGCAGUGUCCAAGCAGAUGGUGACAGAAAUAGGAAGAAGUCAAAGGUUUCCUCCUACAAAGACUGGGAGGAAGGUAAAAGUGACUCUGGGUCUGAUGAAGAAGAUGAUGACAAGAAUGAAACGAAGAAGGAAAGCAGCAGAAAGUAUCGUGUGACUGGCUCUGAGACGCCAUCAAACCCUGGAGGGGUCAGCGAAGAGUUUAGACGCAAAAACCAGCAAAGAGAAAAGGACAGGCGCGAUCAUGGAGUCUAUGCGUCUUCCAAAGAGGACAGAAACAGGGAAAAAGACCGAGAAAGAAGCAAAGAUAAGGGCAGAGACCGAAGGAGUGAAAAAGAUGAGCAUGAAAAUAGCUACAGUCGAGGAAGCAGCAGUAGUCGCUCAGAUCGUGGGGAACGAAGUGAAAGGAGUGAGCGUUCUCAGAGAGAAGGGUCAUCUGAAAGACUCAGCAGGGGUAAUAGAAGAGAUGAACCUCUGACACCACAACAUCGCCCAAAAGAUGGUUCCACACCUUCGCGCUCAAACUGGGAUGAAGACGACAGUGGUUAUGCAAGUACAAGACAUUCUCAGUGGGAAUCUCCGUCUCCAUCUCCGUCUGUCAGAGAUUCAGAUCGCUCAGAUCGAAGUCAUCGUUCUGGCAGAGAAAGUGAGAGAAGGGAAAGGUCAGGCAAAGGACGUUACGCUGAUGAUACUCCUUUGCCAACACCCUCUUAUAAGUACAAUGAAUGGGCCAAUGACAGAAAGCAUCUGGGUUCUACACCUCGGUUAUCACAAGGAAAAGGAAGGAAGGAUGGUGAAGGAGGAAUUAUGUUUGAUGAUGAGAAUGAGAAGGAACGGUGGGAAGAAGACCAGAAGCAAGCAGACAGAGAUUGGUACAUGAUGGAUGAAGGCUAUGACGAGUUUCAUAACCCUUUCACAUCCACAUCUGAUGACUAUGUGAAGAAAAGAGAACAGAUCCUUCAGAAGCAGACUCAGAAAAGAAUAUCAGCCCAGAAAAGACAGAUCAAUGAGGAUAAUGAGCGAUGGGAGACCAACCGUAUGCUGACCAGUGGUGUGGUGCAGAGGCUGGAGGUAGAUGAAGACUUCGAGGAGGACAAUGCUGCUAAAGUUCACCUGCUGGUUCACAAUCUAGUCCCUCCUUUCCUAGAUGGAAGAAUUGUUUUCACUAAACAGCCAGAGCCUAUUGUUCCUGUGAAAGAUCCCACAUCUGACAUGGCCAUCAUCUCUCGAAAAGGCAGCCAGCUAGUCCGUAAACACCGUGAGCAGAAAGAGCGCAAGAAGGCUCAGCACAAACACUGGGAGUUAGCAGGCACCAAGUUAGGAGAUAUCAUGGGAAUCAAGAAAACUGAGGAAGAUGACUCUGGAAGUAAAGUAGGCGAGGAUGGCAAAGUCGACUACAGGGCGGAACAGAAAUUUGCUGACCACAUGAAGGAGAAAUCAGAGGCGAGCAGUGAGUUUGCAAAGAAGAAGAGUAUUUUAGAGCAGAGACAGUAUCUUCCUAUCUUUGCUGUCAGGCAGCAGCUUCUGAACAUCAUAAGGGACAACAGUAUAGUGAUCGUCGUUGGGGAGACAGGCAGUGGAAAGACCACCCAGCUUACCCAGUACUUGCACGAGGAUGGGUACACCAAGUACGGUAUGGUGGGCUGUACUCAGCCUCGCAGAGUGGCAGCCAUGAGUGUGGCCAAGAGAGUCAGUGAAGAAAUAGGCUCCAACCUCGGAGAGCAGGUGGGUUACGCUAUUCGCUUUGAGGACUGUACAUCUGAGGAAACGCUCAUAAAGUACAUGACAGAUGGUAUCCUGCUCAGGGAGUCACUGAGGGAGUCUGACCUUGACCACUACAGUGCUAUUAUCAUGGACGAGGCUCAUGAACGGUCACUGAAUACUGACGUACUGUUUGGUUUGCUGCGUGAGGUUGUAUCUCGACGCACUGAUUUGAAACUCAUUGUUACAUCUGCUACUAUGGACUCGGACAAGUUUGCAUCAUUUUUUGGAAAUGUUCCUAUAUUUCACAUUCCUGGAAGAACCUUUCCUGUUGACAUCUUGUUCAGCAAGACACCUCAGGAGGACUAUGUGGAAGCAGCAGUGAAGCAGUCCCUGCAGAUCCAUCUUAGUGGCUUAAUGGGAGACAUCCUCAUCUUCAUGCCUGGACAGGAGGACAUUGAGGUGACCUCAGAUCAGAUUGUGGAGAGACUGGGAGACUUAGAGAAUGCUCCAGCUCUUGCUGUGCUUCCCAUUUACUCUCAGCUGCCAUCUGACCUCCAAGCCAAGAUCUUCCAGAAGGCUCCAGAUGGUGUGAGGAAGUGCAUUGUUGCCACAAAUAUUGCUGAGACCUCGCUCACUGUGGAUGGUAUUAUGUUUGUUGUGGAUGCAGGAUACUGCAAGCUGAAGGUUUUCAAUCCUCGUAUUGGAAUGGACGCACUGCAGGUUUAUCCUAUCAGCCAGGCUAAUGCCAACCAGCGAUCAGGCAGAGCGGGUCGUACAGGUCCAGGACAGUGUUACAGGCUGUAUACACAGAGUGCUUAUAAGAAUGAAAUGCUGACCACCACCAUACCUGAGAUUCAGAGGACAAACCUGGCGAAUGUAGUUCUGCUGUUGAAAUCUCUGGGCGUUCAGGAUCUGCUUCUUUUUCACUUCAUGGAUCCACCACCUGAGGACAACAUGCUCAACUCCAUGUACCAGCUGUGGAUUUUGGGGGCCCUGGAUAACACUGGGGCUUUGACACCAACAGGGCGUCUGAUGGUGGAGUUUCCUCUUGACCCCGCCCUUUCCAAGAUGCUGAUCGUGUCGUGUGACAUGGGCUGCAGUGCUGAUAUCCUCAUCAUUGUUUCCAUGUUGUCUGUGCCUGCAAUCUUCUACAGACCUAAGGGUCGUGAAGAAGAGAGUGACCAGGUGAGGGAGAAGUUUUCAGUCCCAGAGAGUGACCACCUCACCUACCUCAACGUCUACAUGCAGUGGAAGAACAACAAUUACUCAAGCAUUUGGUGCAAUGAGCACUUCAUUCACACCAAAGCUAUGCGAAAGGUACGUGAAGUGCGCUCCCAGUUAAAAGACAUCAUGGUGCAGCAGAGGAUGAACCUGGCGUCUUGUGGUUCAGACUGGGACAUCAUCAGAAAGUGCAUAUGUGCAGCAUACUUUCAUCAAGCCGCCAAGCUCAAGGGUAUCGGUGAAUAUGUGAACGUGAGGACAGGCAUGCCGUGUCACCUCCACCCCACCAGCUCACUGUUUGGUAUGGGCUACACACCCGACUACAUCAUCUACCACGAGCUGGUCAUGACCACCAAGGAGUACAUGCAGUGUGUGACUGCAGUAGAUGGAGAGUGGCUGGCAGAACUGGGACCCAUGUUUUAUAGCAUCAAACAUGCAGGAAGAAGUAGACAGGAGAAUCGGCGGCGCGCCAAAGAGGAGCUCACCAACAUGGAGGAGGAAAUGGCUAUGGCUCAGGAGCAGCUGAAAUCACGUCGGGAGGAGCAGGACAGGAAGAGCAAUGUUGGCAGCGUAAGGGCAGUGAAGAUCUGCACACCAGGAAGAAGAGAAGAAGCCCCAAUGACACCCAGACGGACCCCUGCACGCUUCGGAUUAUAAAACAACAACUCUCUUCAACAUCAAGCCCUGAAUAACUGUCAUCAUCAAGAGUCGGACCACAGCAAAGUUAGUAAAACAGAAUUUUCACCAACCAACCACUCACCCUUGCUGCAGAGCGACCACAGACAACUGCAGUACCUGUACUGAGCACUAGAGUGAGAACUUGUAUAAGGCACCAGACUCAAGAUUGAGCCUGGAUUGAGUAGAGUGUGCAGCCAUGCUCCUCCUUUAAAUUAAUUGUACAUACAAGAAAGAACAAAUACAUUUCUGUAUUGUUUCUUUUUCAUAAACAGCAUGUACAUGUGAUCAAUACUGGCACAAAAUGUUAAAUAGGAAUCGCUACUGUUAUUUUAGCAAAAAUACACCUAUUCAUUUUACAUAUAAUCUUACAGCCCUGUCUAUCAAGAAAUUAAAGGUAUAAACAUGAUUUUGUUUUUACACGUUUGUACAUAAAUAUUCACAAACAACAGUCAUGCACAUGUUUUUUUUCUCGUAAUAUCUUUAUGUUAACUAUGUGAUAAAACACUUGUUAGUGUGACCACAUGAACCUGACAACCAUGUAAAUGACAAAAUUAAAUAUUUGUCGUCAACCAAUGAGAACAUGAUGCUAGUCUGUCAAUAGAGUGAAGUUUGGAUAGUGGCCAUUGGCAACCUUCAACAUACAGUAACAACUAGUAAUGUUUAGUCUUUUUUUUACUAUGUUUUGUAUGAGAGCUUAAGUGAAAACUAUUUUUGAUCAGUUGUAGUCAAAAAAAUUAUCAUUUUAGAAAUAAAAUCUAAUUUAUUCAUGUGAAAUAAAAACAUAUUUUCAAAGUGAAAUUGUUGUGUACUGUUGCACAUUUAUUUCAUUUUCUUGUAAUCGUGCAAUCCACCUAAAUAAGCAAAUAGAAAAUGCAACUACAAUGCACGUUUUGCGACGAUCUAAAUAACCCAAAGUGCAAUAGUUGUCAAAGUUUCCACUGUAACAAUUGGAAACGUAAUGUAGCAAACGGCAGAAAUACAAACCUCUACCAGACCACAGCGUUUCCCAGCAUCAACACACUGCCAACUGUUCAAAAAUAGUUUUUGAUUUUCUUUCAAAUUGAUGUAUUUCAUUCGUAUCAUUAUCUGGAUCUCAAAGUUAUUUUUAUAGCCCUUAACCAGCCAUAACUUCUGGUAUAAUUUCUGUUUUGUCUCUACAAUAAAUUGCUCUCAGCUCA